Molecule: messenger RNA, 1200 nt
Organism: Serpula lacrymans var. lacrymans S7.9
Lineage: Eukaryota; Fungi; Basidiomycota; Agaricomycetes; Boletales; Serpulaceae
Exons: 1
Coding region: 1-1200 (399 amino acids)
Molecular function (GO): nucleic acid binding; zinc ion binding
Source: RefSeq, a predicted model, not a curated record
AUGAAUCAACCUACUACUCUCUCAGUCAUCACUAUGCCAAUUCCUGGCACUCGUUAUGCUCCUAAGAAGUUCAAGGGAGACUAUACUCGUGUCAGGGAUUUUGUUCUCCACUAUGAACGCAUCUGUCAUGCAAACAAUGUUACUGCUGACGAUGAAAAAUGCUCAAGCAUUCUCCAAUACUGCUCCACAUAUGUUCGCGAAAUCAUUGAAGGAAUGAAGCACUUCAUUAUGCCCUCAUGGAACAGUCUCAAAGACAAAAUUCUCCAGUACUUUGAUGCUGCAAAAGCAGAGGCCAAAUUUAAAGAGCAUCAUCUUAAACAGCUGGUCGAUGCUUCGCACAAGAAGAAAAUGGGCUCUCUGGACGAUUUCAAGAGCUACAUGAGGAAGUAUGUUCGUGUUGGAGGAUGGCUUCUUGCCAAAUCCAAGAUCACCCAGGACGUAUUCAAUCGCUUUUUCUGGAAAGGACUAUCCAAAACCCUUUGUUAUCGCGUUGAAAACAGACUCCUUCAGAGGGAUCCUACCCUUGAUCUCUCCCAGCCUUUUGUCUUUGAUGAUGUUGUCAAGGCUGUAGAGCAUGUCCUUUGCAGAGAUCACUUUGAUGAUGAAGAUUUUGACUCUGAUGAUUCGGAUUCAGACUCAGAUUCAGAGAACUCUUCCAGUUCUUUGGACGAUUCUUCUGACUCUGACAAAGAGGCAGAACCACCUCGUUAUAUCAGGAAAACCACCAAGCAGAAGAAAGAGAAAAAGCGCACCUCUGAGACAGAGAAAGAGAGAAAGCUGUUGAGUCCUUCCAAGUCGAAGAAAACCCUUCAUUCCUUAGACAAAGAAGAGCACACUGCUGUCAAGCAAGAUGAAGUAGAAACACUUAUCAAGAAGUUGGGUUCUAUGACAAUCGAAGAUCCUAACUAUCCUCUGCUCUACUAUCGUGCUAUCAAGCUUGACACUGAUGCUAGACUUAUACUUCGCCCUCCCACUUUCAUGAACCAGUCAGCCAAACCGUCUCGAUCCUCUCAAGGAAGCAGCAACUUACCCACUCAGCCUAUUGCUCCAUCCACUGCCACUCUGCCUACAGCACCUUGUGUUCCCUUCCUUUGCUAUAGAUGCGGAAAAACUGGUCAUGGAGUUAAUGAAUGCGCAGAUAUGCUUGACUUACUGUCAAAGGGAAUCGUCAAGAAGGAUGACACUGGUCGCUUUGUCUGA